AUGCCAUUCCGACCACGCCUAAGUCGAACCCCGUGGCAAGCCUUCCGCAAAAUCAUGUCCGGCGAAAACAUCCUCGAAGGCGUAAUGGCCGUCCACAAGCCGCAAGGCAUAACCUCCGCGGACGUCCUCCGCGACCUCCAAAAACACUUCAACCCCUCUAAAUCCUUCGCCCCCUGGCUCGCCGACGCCCGCGCCCAACGCGACCAACAAAACAAACACCAACGGCAACAACGCCGCCGACGCGAAAAACGCAUCGAAGUCAAAAUCGGCCACGGCGGAACCCUCGACCCACUCGCAACAGGCGUGCUGAUAACCGGAAUCGGCAAGGGCACAAAAGUCCUACAAGAUUUCCUCUCCUGCACCAAAUCCUACGAAGCCAUCAUCACCUUCGGCGCUGAAACAGAUACCUACGACCGACUGGGCAAGAUCGUGCGGCGCGCACCGUAUGAACAUGUGACGCGCGAGGCAGUCGAGAAGGCGCUGGAACAGUUCCGUGGAAAGAUUAUGCAGAAGCCGCCUAUUUUCUCGGCGUUGAGGAUUAAUGGGAAGAAGUUGUAUGAGUAUGCGAGGGAGGGUAAAAUGCCGCCCAUUGAGAUUAAACAUCGGCCUGUUGAGGCGCUGGAGGUUGAGGUUGUGGAGUGGUUUGAGCCUGGUACGCAUGAGUAUAAGUGGCCGGAGACGGAGAUGACGGGGGAGGAGAAGGUUAUUGCGGAGAAGUUGCUUGAUCAGGAAGCGGGCUUGUCUGCCGAGACUGAGCCUGCGGCUGAAGGUGAGAUUGAGGGAGAUGUGAAUGCUUCUACCAAGCGGAAAUUGUCGCCGCCAGCCGAGGAGGAGGUGAAGGAGGAUAGUGUCGAUGCUAAAAAGCUGAAGGUAUCUGAGACUGAAGCUGUGCCUGCUGCAUCUGCAUCUGCACCGGAGCCUGUUGCUCCCGAACCUGCCACUGAGGAAGUUCCUGUUGAGUCUGCGGAUGAGCCGAAGCCUCAGCCUCCUGCCGUGAAGAUUAAGAUGACCGUCACGUCUGGAUUUUACGUUCGUUCUCUGGCACACGACCUUGGCAAGGCUGUUGGGAGCUGUGCUUUGAUGAGCGAACUGGUGCGCACUCGUCAAGGUGAGUAUGAUCUCCAGCCUGAUAAUAUCCUGGAAUAUAAGGAUCUUGAAGGCGGCGAGGAGGUCUGGGGCCCUAAAGUGGAGAGACUAUUGACGGAAUGGGCGAAAAAGCAAGCUGAUAAACAAUAG
Messenger RNA from Penicillium bovifimosum, 1236 nucleotides. Its product is annotated as pseudouridine synthase PUS4. Gene Ontology annotation, cellular component: mitochondrion. Gene Ontology annotation, molecular function: RNA binding; pseudouridine synthase activity. Bases 1 to 1236 code for a protein of 411 amino acids. The transcript has 2 exons. Lineage: Eukaryota; Fungi; Ascomycota; Eurotiomycetes; Eurotiales; Aspergillaceae. The record is from RefSeq and is a predicted model, not a curated record. Gene Ontology annotation, biological process: tRNA modification; mRNA pseudouridine synthesis.